CCUCGAUCAACAUCCGGGAAACACUGCACUGGUUCAGCAGCCAUGUAGCUACUCAGCGAUUUCGGUAUUUGCUAUCAUGAUUGAAAAUUGCUAACACUGUUACAUUUCUCCUGUUGCAGAAGCUAUCACCUCCAAACACAGUUCCGAAAGAUCACGACGACACCUCUUCAAUCCAAUAUGCCAGCAAAGAACAUCCUCGUCCUCAACGGACCCAAUCUCAACCUUCUCGGAACCCGCGAGCCACAUAUCUAUGGCUCUGAGACCCUCUCUGAUGUCGAAUCAAAGUGCAAAGCCCAAGCAUCAGCUUCAGGCGCCUCCCUCUCCUUCUACCAAACAAACCACGAAGGCGCUCUCGUCGAUCGCAUCCAAGCUGCACGCACUGAAGGCGUCGAUGCCAUAGUGAUCAAUCCAGCGGCUUUCACACAUUAUAGCAUUGCGCUGAGAGAUGCCUUGCUGGCAGUGAGCAUACCGUUCGUGGAGGUACAUAUCUCGAAUAUACACAGCAGGGAGGAGUGGAGGAAUAAGAGCUGGUUGAGUGAUAAAGCCGUUGCUGUCAUUUGUGGAUUGGGAACUUUUGGUUACAAGGCGGCAGUGGAAUACUGUUUAGAGCAUAUCAAGGAGAAGUCGAAGCUGUGAGGAGUAGAGAGACACGAGGUAUAAUACGAGAUGCCAAAAGUUUGUUGAUAUACAAUCUAUAUUUGCU
Mollisia scopiformis is the source of this 703-nucleotide messenger RNA. Its product is annotated as Dehydroquinase. Bases 178 to 636 code for a protein of 152 amino acids. Lineage: Eukaryota; Fungi; Ascomycota; Leotiomycetes; Helotiales; Mollisiaceae. Gene Ontology annotation, biological process: quinate catabolic process. Gene Ontology annotation, molecular function: 3-dehydroquinate dehydratase activity. The record is from RefSeq and is a predicted model, not a curated record. The transcript has a single exon.